AUGGUUGUAACCAAGUGGAAGUUCACGCUAACUUUAAACGUUGUUCUACCUGCAAACUGGUGUAUUAUUGCUCAAAAUCAUGUCAAAAGACAUUGGAGUGAACACCAAAUAUUUUGCAAUGCCAUUAAGGAACAACUAAAUCAAAACAAUGAAACUCUCAGAGGACUGGGAGAUAGUUCAGACACGGAAAUGUUUGCAAGUCACCUUUCUCCAAAGAAACACGCUCCAAUUGCUAAACUUGUUGGUCGCAAAUGCUCUGUUCGGUGUCUUGUAAAUGAUGUUGACAUGGAAGCGUUAUGGGACACUGGAGCCCAGGUCUCCAUUUUCCCGGAACAGGUACUGUCUGACAAUUUUUCUGAUUUGAAAAUACGUGAUAUUAGCGAAUUGCUUGGUGCGGGUUCUGGUCUGAAUUAAACUGCGGCAAAUGGGACACCAAUCCCUUAUAAAGGCUGGGUGGAAGCUAGAUUUAGAUUAAACCGAGAAGAUGAAAAAGAAGUAACAGUACCAUUCUUAGUAACACCCGAACAGUUGGAACAACCAAUAAUUGGGUACAAUGUUAUUGAACUGUUUUUGCAAGAAGGUGAAAACUACUCAGAUAAUUUAUCAGUGGCACACCAUAUAGUGUCAAGUUUUAAUAAUGUUGGAGUGAAAGAUGCUGAGCAAUUGAUAAACAUUAUCCAAAGAAAUGAUGAGGAGUUGUUUUGCCAAGUAAAAACAUCCAAACGUCACAUUACAAUACCGAAGAAAGCUACCAAAACAGUACCCUGUCGAGCAAAUACGGGAACGAUUGAGAAUACAAGACCAGUGCUUUUCGAACCUGAUGAAAAACAAGAGUGGCCUCCCGGAUUAAUAGUUCAUGUUCAUCUGUGA
This is a messenger RNA of Paramuricea clavata, 870 nucleotides long. Lineage: Eukaryota; Metazoa; Cnidaria; Anthozoa; Malacalcyonacea; Plexauridae. The record is from the annotation of a GenBank genome assembly.